Hevea brasiliensis (rubber tree) is the source of this 1982-nucleotide messenger RNA. Its product is annotated as cyclin-A1-1. Gene Ontology annotation, molecular function: cyclin-dependent protein serine/threonine kinase regulator activity. Gene Ontology annotation, biological process: mitotic cell cycle phase transition; regulation of cyclin-dependent protein serine/threonine kinase activity. The coding region runs from base 227 to 1729 and encodes 500 amino acids. Gene Ontology annotation, cellular component: cytoplasm; cyclin-dependent protein kinase holoenzyme complex; nucleus. NCBI's taxonomy places the organism in Eukaryota, Viridiplantae, Streptophyta, Magnoliopsida, Malpighiales, Euphorbiaceae. The transcript is spliced from 11 exons. The record is from RefSeq and is a predicted model, not a curated record.
CCGCCUCAAAAUCAAUAGGCAAAUGUUAAAUAACAAAACACGCGAUCUCUCACUCUCUCUGUCUCUGAAAGGAAAGAAACUCUCUGCAAAAGAACCCCAAAUAAAAUCAUUUAAUUUUUGCCUUUCAAAAUCCAAACAAUUCUCCUUUUAAUUACUCUAUUUCUCUAUCUUCACUAUUUUUGAGUUGAGAGGGAGAGAGUUGUUUCUUGGGGGUUUUUCUUAGAAAAUGUCUACUCAGACUCGCCGCCCAUCGUUUUCUUCCUCAACCACGUCGUCUCUGGCGAAACGACACGCGUCGUCUUCGACGUCGUCGGAGAAUGUGGGGAAGGCCAUGACGGCCGCAACCCAUUUGGCGAGAAAGCGGGCUCCUCUUGGCGAUAUCACAAAUCAAAAGAAUGCGCCUCAAAAGGGGUCAAGAACUUCGAUUCCAUCGUCUACUUUGGCACCAUGUUCAAAUAAAAUUGCUAAGGUGAAAAAGGGACCUCCUGCUUGCACCAUCAACACAGGCUUCUCUGGGAGCAAUUUACCUUCAUCUUCAAAUGCGAAACCAAGUGCAAUUGGUGUAUGUAAUUUUACAUCUGUGCCAAGAAGUGAUGAGGCUCUCUCUGGAAUCGCUGUUGAUCCUGCUACAUGCAGGAUGGAUGUCUCUCCUACUAAAUCAGAUGGAAUUUCAAUCUCCUUGGAUGAGACAAUGUCAACUUGUGAUUCUUUUAAGAGCCCUGAAGUUGAGUAUAUGGACAACAAUGAUAUUCCAGCAAUUGAUUUUAUCAAUAAGAAAACACUCAGCAAUCUCUACAUCUCAGACCAUGUGCAAACAGCAGAAAAUGUGUGCUGCAGAGAUAUACUUGCUGAUAUGGAAACAGAUGAUAAAAUUGUUAAUCUUGAUGACAAUUAUCAGGACCCACAGCUUUGUGCCACAAUUGCUUGUGAUAUUUACAAGCAUUUGCGUGCAUCAGAGACGAAGAAAAGGCCUUCCACAGACUUUAUGGAAAGAAUUCAGAAAGAUAUAAAUUCCAGCAUGCGUGCAAUACUCAUUGAUUGGCUGGUGGAGGUGGCUGAAGAGUAUAGGCUUGUGCCUGAUACAUUGUUUUUGACUGUGAACUACAUAGAUCGGUAUCUGUCAGGGAAUGUGAUGAACAGGCAAAGACUGCAGCUGCUUGGUGUCGCUUGCAUGAUGAUUGCUGCAAAAUAUGAGGAAAUUUGUGCGCCGCAGGUGGAAGAGUUCUGCUACAUUACAGAUAACACCUAUUUUAGAGAGGAGGUUCUGGAAAUGGAAUCAGCUGUUUUGAAUUACUUGAAGUUUGAAAUGACAGCCCCCACAGCCAAAUGUUUUCUUAGACGAUUUGUUCGUGCUGCUCAAGGAAUCAAUGAGGUUCCAUCAAUGCAUUUGGAGUGCUUGGCCAGCUAUCUCACUGAAUUAUCGCUCCUAGAGUACAGUAUGCUUGGUUAUGCUCCAUCACUCAUCGCCGCCUCUUCUAUUUUCUUGGCUAAAUAUAUACUUCUUCCUUCGAGAAGACCAUGGAAUUCUACUUUGCAGCAUUACACACUUUACAAGCCUUCAGAUUUGUGUGACUGUGUUAAGGAUCUCCUCCGCUUGUGCUGUAACAGCAAUAAUUCUACCUUACCUGCAAUCAGGGAGAAAUACAGUCAACAUAAGUACAAAUUCGUAGCGAAGAAAUACUGCCCUCCUUCAAUACCUCAAGAAUUCUUCCACAACCAAAGCUGCUAAUACAGUUGCAUUUUCUCUUCCAAUGCUCCGUUGGAUAAACAAACCUUCAAAUGAAUCAUUUUUAGUAGCUCUAUCUGGUUCCAAGCAAUGGAAUACAUGUGUUCUUCUCAUUGUAUCAUUUUUUUUCCCUUUAAAAUCUUGUAGUAUGUCAGUAGCUUUUCGCUUAUUGGUCUAGGUUCUGUUGAGUCCACUCUUUCAGCAAAGAUAUUGAUACUGAUAUUCUUGUAUGAUAUCCCUUCUUUCUUGUUUCCUA